Achroia grisella is the source of this 2013-nucleotide messenger RNA. RefSeq names its product LETM1 domain-containing protein 1. The record is from RefSeq and is a predicted model, not a curated record. Gene Ontology annotation, molecular function: ribosome binding. Gene Ontology annotation, biological process: intracellular monoatomic cation homeostasis. The transcript is spliced from 4 exons. The coding region runs from base 62 to 1168 and encodes 368 amino acids. Lineage: Eukaryota; Metazoa; Arthropoda; Insecta; Lepidoptera; Pyralidae. Gene Ontology annotation, cellular component: mitochondrial inner membrane.
UCUACUUUUAAAUUUAUAAUAAUAUUUUGAACAGAAUACUUAUUAAUAUUUAAUUUUGUGUAUGUGGAUGGUGAACUUAUUUAUUAUUAAAAUGUCUAUUCAUAGAAUAGUCCCCAUGUCGACCUUAAUGCUACAAUACAGCCGUUCAAAUACACUGAUAAAAAGAAACUUUCGUGAAAUCAACAAGUACAGGUUCGCAACAACAGACCGAUCGAAACACACGAAGGCGCUAAAAACGGAAAAAGAAAAGUUCCGGACAUAUGUCGUCCAACGAUACAUUGACUAUGUAAAGAACUACACCAAAGUUUUAGAGAAUAGAUUCCCAACAGCAGUAAAAAUGUACAGAGUAUUCAGUGUCGGUAUUACAGAUUUUCUUAGAGACUUAAAAACAUAUAUAUCAUUACGCAUUAGAAUUAGCAGAGAUCAAGGCUUUGCAAACAUGAGCCGACAAGAAAUUGAGUUGUACCAAAAAAUGCCCUCUGAUAUGUGGAGGAUAGCACCUGUACUGAUACUCUCUGCUAUUCCAUUUGGAAAUUAUAUUAUAUUUCCAUUAGCUUUUUUAAAACCUAAAUCACUUCUAUGCUCACACUUCUGGUCAAUACAACAAAGGCUAGAAUUCUCUAUGCAAGAUCUCACUGAACGUCUUAAAAAUAAUAAGCCUGUAUUCCGAGCACUUCAAGCUAAAUUAGAUAUGAUUCCAAACAAUGAAAUAAAAGAAAAAUGGAGACGUGUGCUAGCCCUACUAGGUUCUGGGGUACAUCCAACGCCUAAUGAUGUAUUGGAAUGUAAAGAGCUGUUCGUAAAGGAGCCUUACCAGUUGGAAAGUUUACCAUAUGCACAUGCCGGUCACUUAUUAAAAAUGCAUGGUCUGAGACGGAGUAUCUUUAGAAGAAACAAAUUAAAGUAUCGAGCCUUCCUACUUUUAGAAAUGGAUAAAGCUAUUAUUCGUGAGGGUGGUGUCGACAAAUUAACUAUGGAAACACUUCGGUACGCCUGUCACAUACGAGGUCUCAAUGGUAGCCAUUUGUCAAAUAAUGAUAUGAGGGACUGGCUCCAAAAGUGGUUGAUGGUUUCAGAAAACGUUGAUAAGCAAUCUUAUUCAUUACUACUGCACAGUCCAAUAUUCUUUGCAUAUAAUCAUCCUCAAAACUGGGUACUUAUCUAUUAAAUUUCAAUAUGAAAAGAAAUAUUAGUGAAAUUUCUGUUGUGGAAUAUUUAUUAUAUGUACAGAUGUUCAAUGAGGUUCCCUACGGUUUUUGAAUAUAUUAUAUCACCUAUGUUUGUCAGGUACAAUGUAGGAUUCUAAUGUUAAAGAAUUUUCAAAUCGGUCCAGUCGUUUCAGAGCCUAUUUGAUGCAAAAAACAAACAAUAUAAUGUUUUCUCUCUAUAAUAUUAGUAUAGAUAAAAUAUAGGCUUAGUUGUAAAGGGUGUGUCGUAAUACUAAACAGAAAAAACUAUAAUUAUAAUUAUUCCCAUUUUACUUCUAUGACAAAGAUAAUCAAUGUAACACUGGAUUUCGGCUUAGUAUACCCAGUAUGACUAAUUCUAUAUAAUUAUAACUGUAUUAAUCAGUUACCAAAAUCCGCAAUAUAUUAAUUACCUAUCAAAUUACUGUUUAUAUAUCGGAAUUGCCAACUCUAAUCUGUAAUCUUGUCGAGAGAAUUAUUCGUAUAAGAAUUUUAGAAUCUUAUUUGUGGACACAAUCUUCUAGGCGUUUCAAUUGCCUAUUUUUAUAAAAUACUUUAUAAUUGAUUGAAUAAAAGAAAGGAUAUGCACUUUAGUAUCUUUACUUUAACAUUUAUUUAUAACUGAUGCGUCAUCAGCAAUAAAAUGAUUGAUUGUAUUCUACCUAUAUUUUGGGUUCACCAAACAACAUGUUUUUUUAUUCGUGGUAUUAGUAAGUAUCUACAGUACUAUCUACACACAGUGUUAAUUUUUCGAGUUUACGUUCUGUUUACUAGUGUUAAAUUGUAUUAUAUAUGACGUCACAUUAGAGAAGAGGAAUCUUACAAA